GUGUUCAAAGGUACUCUUUGAAUUCUACUAACACAUAGCUACAACACAGUCUAUCCGCUUCUGCAGAAUUUUUCUCGUUUCGCAUUAAAAAACCUACAAACUAAGCAGUCAUGCCGAAAAGAAACAAAGCAAACAAUGACACUGAGGCAGUUGAGCCCAAGAGGAGGUCGGAGAGACUCCAAGCCAAACCACAGCCAAAGUCGGAGCCAAAGCCAAAGCAAAAGGCCCCUCCCAAGCAGAAGAAGGUGAAGGAGGUAGAGAAGGCGAAGCCUGAAGAAAAGAAAGAAGAGACCAACCCUGAGCCAGAAGUAGAGAAGGAAGCAGAACAGGAAGAGGCUCCAGCUGAGAAUGGAGAGACUAAAGCUGAAGAGGAGGCACCAGCUGCAGAAGAGCCUGGACAGAAAGAAGAGGAAGAGGAGGAAGAGGAAGAGGAGGAAGCAGCGGCAGAAUAACAUCACCAUGGUCUUCACCAGAGCUCCCCAUACCUCUUUUCUUGUACAAUGCAGAGGAAUAUUUUUUAUCAACUAUUUUCUAAAAAUGCAGGUUUUUUUAGUAGUUCGAUAAUAGAAACACAUUUUAUAGAAAAUUUAAUGAGAAAAAAAAAACGCCUUAGGAGAGGGAAUUCGCCACACCCCACACUUUAUAUCUCCUAACGUGGGGUGACGGCUGUGAAACGAUCAGUGAUG
This is a messenger RNA of Chanos chanos (milkfish), 686 nucleotides long. RefSeq names its product high mobility group nucleosome binding domain 1a (gene hmgn1a). The record is from RefSeq and is a predicted model, not a curated record. Gene Ontology annotation, molecular function: nucleosomal DNA binding. The coding region runs from base 111 to 452 and encodes 113 amino acids. NCBI's taxonomy places the organism in Eukaryota, Metazoa, Chordata, Actinopteri, Gonorynchiformes, Chanidae. The transcript is spliced from 6 exons. Gene Ontology annotation, cellular component: nucleus; chromatin.